Molecule: messenger RNA, 2921 nt
Organism: Alligator mississippiensis (American alligator)
Lineage: Eukaryota; Metazoa; Chordata; Crocodylia; Alligatoridae
Exons: 7
Coding region: 2047-2661 (204 amino acids)
Biological process (GO): apoptotic signaling pathway
Cellular component (GO): mitochondrion; membrane
Source: RefSeq, a predicted model, not a curated record
GGUAACCUUGUGGGUAGGCUACUGAUAAAAGAGGAAGAAACUGGUCUAUCGACCCAUCUUUUAUUUGCUUGCACCUUAAAACAGGAAAACAAACAUUUAUCCCAAAGUCUGUCUUGCUACCCACAGCAGCACAGCACAGGUUCUCAGGAGGUGGGAGGAGGGUGGCAUGCAGAUUGGCAGCAGGUCUUCCUGAAUUUUCCAAAUUUCCCUCCAGCCUAUCCCCAAUAUUUAUAAAUGUCUGAUUUUAAUAUUCCAAUAAAUGAUCUCUGCUUGGUUUUAUUUAAAUGUCUUUGUUUCGCUGAAACUUUUGGAACUGGACUGAACCAGAACUCUUGUGGACUUGGAAGGUGUCAAUUAAUUGGAAUUGAUAUCCUUGAGAUAUAUUUAUAUCCUUGGGAAAGAGGGAGGUUUCUUAUUUGCUUUCCUUCCUCCUUGUGGAAUGCUCUUCCUGUUUCUUCUUUAUCUCACAUUAUAGUAUUGUCUGACAAGGUUGUUUUUGUUUUUACAAAUUAUCUAACUAUUUUAACAAAAAUAUGUCUAUUAUAGCAAACUAACAUCCAGUGCAUUUGGUUACAUCAAUCACUGCUAGUACUUUAAGAUGAUAUAGUGUAUAUGGAUUAUUUAAUGUAUAGUCUUCCUUAUCUCCUUUCAGGUCUUGUACUUUGUUCAAUGGUAUUUGAUGGUUUCCUUUACUUGCUGACCAAGUUAGCUGUCACAUCUGCAAAGGUUCACACUAUGGUCUCUCAGAAACAAGUUUCGGGCCUUCUGCUUGGCAACACUCCUGCCGCUUAGCCUAGGCCUCUUGGAAAUGGCCAAGGCUGGCAACAGAGUGCUGCUCGCUGGGUGGUUGCUGCCUGUGUCUGACAACAGCCCUAACAAGGGAGCAGAGCCAGGCCCAGCAGGGUAUAAAAGCAGAGUCCCCAAGAAAACAGGGCAGUCUACAAGCAGUCCACAUGUCAAUUUGCUGCGCCUCCCCCUUCCCCGGCAAGGUGAGCUUUUUUUUUAAUUAAGAGUAGCUAACCUACACAGGUAGUGCAGGUAGCAAAAACUCAGCAGUUAGACCAAUACUUAAGCCCCUUGCUUAACUACAGUCCCGAGUGAGGGGAGUUCACUAGGGAGUCACCUGGAAACUCUCUCACCUUGCUUCACUGAUGCUUGGUGAGAGGAAGCAGGAAGAGGGAACCUUUUGGGACCAAGGAGCAGCGAAUAGGCCAGCUUACAGAGGAGUUUGCUUGGGGACGUCUGCUUGAAAAGAGGGGCAGGAAGAGAGACGGCAGAUUCAGAGUCCCAGAGAAAUGGCUGGAGGAUGUUGCAAUGCCAGAGCCACUGCCACUGCCAGCUCUUCCUCUUCUUGCACCUGUGUGGUGUCUGUCCAGGCAGGACUGUUCAUCAUUGAGGCUUCACCCAGGGCCUGGUUUGGUGCUGCGGAGACUGUUGCUUGCAGGUCCCUUCCAGGGACAGCCAAGUUGGGGAGUGCCUGCCAUGUGAGUGGGGCCUCUCAAGUUGGUGACUGCUUCUCAAGCUGCUACAUCCAGUUCUACGUCCCCACCAGUUCCCCCACAGAACAAGGAACAGUGGUCUCAGGUUGCAGAUUGGAUUCUGCCACUUUUAAACCAGUCUCGUGCCAAACUUGUGUUCUGUUAUGGGUAUAGACAGGUUUCCAAUCACUUGCACCAGUAAAAGUGUAAUGUCUGUACCUGGCCAAAGUGCACGGACUGUACCACUGGAGCAUAAGGAGGGGUGUGGGGAGGAGUUCCAAGACGGGGUUGGGGUUUUAUACACUAAAAAACUUAAAAAGUUACAUGAAAAUCUUCCUAAUUCUCUUUUAAGCCUAAAGAAGAGUAUAUGAAGGGUGAGGCUUCCUCCUGCUACCUUUGCUUUGGGAUGAUCAGUCUUUUUCUCCUUCUUUGAACAGCUGCUGUUUGAAAGCCAAUCCACUGCAGUUGAGUCAUGGGUUUCCUGUAAAUACUUAGAGCCACUGGCAUAGUCUAUUAGUUGGCUGCUACCGGGGGAGCCUUGGUAUCUUAGCACGGCUGAGUUGUUUGGAUGAGGUAUUGUAAGGGUCAGCCUUGCUGGCACAGCGACAUGGUCAGGAGCUGUGCGCCCAGUUCACGCAUCCUCUGCCACAAGAAGAGAUGCAGGCAAAUGCCAUUUCCCACUGAUGAACAGGAAGAGAUAAUCCACCACCCCCAACCUUGUUCUCUGCUCUUGCCCUACGAAGGCUGGUCAAACUGCAUCUUAUUUCCAAGAGACGUGCCUGACAACAGUUCAGAGCAGGACUUAGGCAAGAGUGAAACUAAUGGAAGCUCUAAGAUCAAGACUGGCAUUGCAGUAGCUGCUGGAGCAGAAACUAAUGAAAGCUCUAAGAUCAAGACUGGCAUUGCAGUAGCUGUUGGAGCAGGAAUAUCAUUAGUUGCUGCCCCACUUGUACUGGGGGCAGUAGGAUUUACUGGAGCGGGAAUUGCAGCCGGGUCACUCGCUGCCAAGAUGAUGUCAACUGCUGCCAUAGCCAAUGGAGGAGGAGUGGCUGCUGGAAGCAUGGUGGCAGUGCUGCAAUCAGCUGGUGCUGCAGGACUCUCUUUGACAACCAACAUUGGGCUGGGGGCUGUAGGGGGUGGGGCUGGGGCAGCGAUUAACAGACUCUUCACCAAAGAGAAAUGAACCUGCUCCUGUGGCGUUUGGAACAAAUGCUGGCUGCUCACAGAACUCUUCAGCUCCAGCAUCAGGGUUGCUCAAGCAGCAAGCUUAUUUUAAUUUGAAACAUGUGCCUUCUUUGCAAUUCUGUGGAAACCACCACUGUGAAUUUACCACUUUCCCCUGCCUUUUCCCCCCUUUCCCUCCCAGUCUCCUGAACAGCUGUUGAUCUCCUUUGAUCAUUUGGGGUAGGGAAGGAAACAAUAAAAGCUAUUUCCUUAAAUGAA